Molecule: messenger RNA, 1219 nt
Organism: Trichobilharzia szidati
Lineage: Eukaryota; Metazoa; Platyhelminthes; Trematoda; Strigeidida; Schistosomatidae
Source: the annotation of a GenBank genome assembly
AUGAUUCUGUUAAAAAUAUUCAUUUCACUUCUACCUUUCUUAGUUAAUAGUAAGAACAUUACAAGAAUUCGGUUGUAUCCAUCACGUCAUAAUAUAUCCGCUUAUAAUUCAUUUGAUCAUUGGUGGAAUUUGUCAGUCAAAAGUUUAACAGAUAAAUGGUCAAGAAGAUUAAAUUCUUCAGAGAGAAUAGUCCCUGAAACGUUAGAGAAUUAUCAAAAUAUUGAAUAUUAUGGAGAGAUUUCUAUUGGGACACCGCCACAAGUAUUUCAUGUGAUAUUUGAUACAGGAUCAUCAUAUUUGUGGAUUCCAUCGACGAAAUGUAAAGAUUAUAACAGAGCUUGUCAACUUCAUCACAAGUAUGACAGUUCACAAUCUUCGACUUACAAAGAGAAUGGGGAGGAGUUUUCUGUUGAGUAUGGUACUGGAAAAGCAUCAGGAUUUUUGAGUUCUGAUGUUAUUCAUAUAGGCGCGUUAGAUAUUGUGGAUCAGACAUUUGGUGAGGUAACUGAUGAACCUGGUUCAGUCUUUGUACCAUUUCAUUUUGAUGGCAUAAUGGGUAUGUCAUUUGAGAUAACUUCGAAAAAUUCUGCUGUAAAACCUGUAUUUAUUAACAUGAUUGACCAGAAAUUGGUAGAUGAGCCCAUAUUUUCUAUUUAUCUUAGUCGAAAUGAAGAUAAAACAACAGGAGGAGAAGUAAUGUUUGGUGGAGUAGAUGAAAAUUAUUAUACAGGUGAUAUAACUUACUUAGAUUUAGUAAACCGUGAAUACUGGAUGGUUCACUUCGAUGGUUUAUUAGUGGAUUGUAAAGAAUUCUGCCCUGGUGGGAGUACAGCACUAAUUGAUACAGGCACAACCUUGAUAUCUGGUCCAAGUAAAAGAAUCAAAGAAAUUAAUAAAUAUCUUGGAAGUAAACAUACCGCCAACAAUGAAAACCUUCUGGAUUGCAAUAAAAUACCAGAAUUACCGUCAGUUGAAAUAGCUUUAGGUGAUAAAACUAUUGUUCUGCAACCAGAUGAUUAUGUUCUUGAGAAAAUUGUCAAUGGUUCACACAUAUGCAAAAGUACUUUUAUUGGUAUUGACUUUUCAACUGGUCCAUUAUGGGUAUUUGGUGAUGUGUUUCUGAGGAAAGUUUAUACUGUUUUCGAUGUUGGUAAUCAACGCAUAGGAUUUGCUGAUGUUGCUGGGAUGAAAUGAACUUUUGCAAAUAAAAGUAUUAUUU